AUGGCGAAGUACAGUGGCGGCGAGUCAGUGAACGAGCUGGACUGCAAUUCGGCGCAGGCGACUGGGCGUAGCCGGUACCUUCCUCAGGGACAUUGGGUGCAGAGGAUUCGUACAGCAUUCUCUGUCAAGCAGGUGCUGCCGUUCUACAUUAGGACGCGCCUGAUGGAGUUCCCAGGAUUUACGGGGCUUUUCCUCGCUGCAGUUGUAAGCGCCGGAACAAGCACAGUAACCUCAUCAAUCAACUCCAUGACAGCUUUGCUGCAUGUGGAUGUGCUUCCUUAUUUCUUCAAGAGUGCCAGUUCUGACGCCCCAUGUAGAACACAGGGACUAGCAUUCCUUCUCGGUGCCGUCAUGACACUUUACAGUUGCGUUUGUGUUUACAUGGGAUCCGUCACCAGGGCUAUGAUCCUCGUAUACUCUGCAGCCGCUGGUCCAUGCAUAGGUUUGCUGCUUCUGGCGGUAGGACUCCCAUUUGUACAUUCUAAGGGUGCCGGAAUUUCAACUCUGGUCUUCUUCUCCAUUCAGCUGUACUUCCUGUGGCAAAGAAUAGACAAGAAAAUAUUGCCACAACGUAUGCCAGUAACGCUUGAGUACUGCCCAGGAAACAUCACCUUCAUGCAGAAGAUGUUAAAUGAUACAUACACUUGGAGCACACAUAGGUACCUGGGCCAAAGUGAAGCUGUACUGCGUGAAUCUGGUGAUGCCGACAAAAAUGUUCACAAUGCUGUUGCCCAGAGGAAAGUGAACAAUAGACUGCUCCAAAGUUCAACGCCACUAUCCUAA
Molecule: messenger RNA, 783 nt
Organism: Dermacentor silvarum
Lineage: Eukaryota; Metazoa; Arthropoda; Arachnida; Ixodida; Ixodidae
Product: sodium-coupled monocarboxylate transporter 1-like
Exons: 7
Coding region: 1-783 (260 amino acids)
Biological process (GO): sodium ion transport
Molecular function (GO): symporter activity
Source: RefSeq, a predicted model, not a curated record